AACAUUUGCGUCUCUCUCGCUAACAUUCACUCUGUGCUGCUGCUGCUGCUGCAGUCAUGGAGUCCCACGUCCUCUCACGCGCCACUUCCUUCGCCGGCGGCAUUUCCAGUCUCCGCAAGUUGCAUAGGGAGACCACCACCAACAACCAUAUCGCCUUCGUUCAAACCAGGCCGAUCGUCGAGGGAGCUAACUUGAUUUGGGGACGACAACUACGGCCGUCUCUACUUCUCGACAACCUCUCGACGCCGAAUCUAUCCUCGGCCAAACGGGAGACGCUUCGGCCUACUUUUGCGGCAGCCUCCUCUUCUUCCGCCGGAGGCAGCGAUUCCGCUGGGGAAGCGAAGGUUGCUCCAGUGGGUUUCUUUGAGAAGUAUCCGGCGUUGGUCACCGGAUUCUUCUUCUUCAUGUGGUACUUUUUGAACGUGAUUUUCAAUAUCCUCAACAAGAAGAUAUAUAAUUACUUCCCCUAUCCAUAUUUUGUGUCGGUGAUCCAUUUGCUCGUCGGAGUGGUGUACUGUUUGAUAAGCUGGGCUGUCGGUCUUCCUAAGCGAGCACCUAUUGACUCAACCCUUCUGAAGUUGCUGAUCCCUGUAGCUUUCUGUCAUGCACUCGGCCAUGUCACUAGCAAUGUCUCAUUUGCAGCUGUAGCUGUCUCAUUCACACACACAGUCAAAGCUCUGGAACCGUUCUUUAACGCCGCCGCUUCUCAAUUCAUUUUGGGGCAAUCCAUUCCCAUUACCUUGUGGCUUUCAUUGGCUCCCGUUGUCAUUGGUGUGUCAAUGGCGUCCUUGACUGAGCUUUCAUUUAACUGGACUGGCUUCAUUAGUGCUAUGAUUUCCAAUAUCUCCUUUACCUACAGAAGUCUUUACUCAAAGAAAGCCAUGACUGACAUGGACAGCACCAACGUCUAUGCCUAUAUUUCCAUCAUUGCUCUCCUUUUCUGCAUUCCACCUGCUGUAAUUGUGGAGGGGCCUCAGCUGCUGAAGUUUGGUUUCAACGAUGCCAUAGCCAAAGUUGGUGUAACCAAAUUCGUGUCAGAUCUCUUCUGGGUAGGGAUGUUUUAUCACCUUUACAAUCAGUUAGCAACCAACACCCUGGAGAGGGUGGCACCACUCACCCACGCAGUCGGCAAUGUGCUGAAACGUGUAUUUGUGAUCGGAUUCUCCAUCAUUGUCUUUGGCAACAAAAUUUCAACCCAGACUGGUAUUGGAACCAGCAUUGCCAUUGCAGGAGUGGCGCUUUACUCGUACAUCAAGGCUAAGAUGGAAGAAGAGAAACGACGAACAAAGGUGGCUUGAAGAAGCAGAGCAGCAGCAGCUUGGGGAUGAGGGGAGGAUUUGGUGUCGUAAAUUUUUAAAUAAUUCCAUCAACAACAAAAAAGAUGAAGAAAAUUACGAUCAGAUUCUAAGCCCAGACAUUUACUGUCUCAUUUUAUUUAUUUUAAAACAAUGCCACUAUUUGCCGCAUUGCUCCAACCUUUCCUCCCAAUAACAUCCGCAAAAUUGUUCAAAUUA
Molecule: messenger RNA, 1514 nt
Organism: Cucurbita maxima (winter squash)
Lineage: Eukaryota; Viridiplantae; Streptophyta; Magnoliopsida; Cucurbitales; Cucurbitaceae
Product: triose phosphate/phosphate translocator, chloroplastic-like
Exons: 12
Coding region: 57-1298 (413 amino acids)
Biological process (GO): transmembrane transport
Cellular component (GO): membrane; Golgi apparatus
Molecular function (GO): antiporter activity
Source: RefSeq, a predicted model, not a curated record